Acaulospora morrowiae is the source of this 1854-nucleotide messenger RNA. The record is from the annotation of a GenBank genome assembly. NCBI's taxonomy places the organism in Eukaryota, Fungi, Glomeromycota, Glomeromycetes, Diversisporales, Acaulosporaceae.
AUGCAGUAUUCCGAUAUCAACACCCUUUGGAAUAAUAUGGAAUCACAGGAUCACUUAGAUGCGCUUUGUUCACAAAACUCAAAAGUAGUUCCCAAAUGUAGCCCCCGGCAUAACUCAAACCCGAGAAAUCAUAGGAAAAAUCAUGUUUUGAACUAUUUCACAAUAUUAGAUAAUUCAUCCAGUAGUAAAAUUCACAAAGCAAGGUGUAUGCUUCCCGGAUGCGGCAAGGAAAUUUUUUACAGAGGUUCACUUUCAGCACUAAGAUAUCAUUUAAGACAUUGCCACAACAUUAUCAUUGGCACGAAUAUAUCACAGCGACUUCUAUCUCAGUGUCAGCCAAAGAAGCUUGGUUCUUCUAAAAAAAGUCUUUUUUCAACUAGAGAAAAUUUCUUGCAAUUCAUCAAGUACGCGAAUCCUAAUUGCAUUACUUCAGAGAAUGGGAAAUCACGAAUGACCAAUUCGUAUAAUAAACUAUUCUCUAAACUAAAGAGCAUGCUUCAACAGGUCAACUCUGUAGCUUUAGCAAUUGUAUGUUGGGAACUUGAUGGUCAGUAUUCUUAUUUGGAAAUAACAUGUCAUUGGAUUUCCGACGAUUUCCAACUACAUAAAAUUCUUUUGGACCUUGUUUCAAUUCCAAAAUUUUUUGAUUAUAACGAUAUUCAUAAAAGCAUCAAAAGAGUUUUAAGCGCAUGGGAGCUGGAUGGAAAAGUUUAUUCAAUAACCAGAAGGCAUAUAUGGGAUCGAGUAUAUAGGGCUGUCGGGAAAUUCAAUAAUAUUACAGAAGUUGAAUGCAUGUCUUUCGUUAAAGAUUUUUCAACAUACAUUUUAGAACCGGAUCUUGAUAUAAAUCUUCCAUAUUUUGAAGACAUAGAUAAAUUUUUAUCGAUAAAAGACGAAGAAAAUAUUAGAGAACUUUCCAGAAAGAUUAGUACUGGCCUAAAAAAUUCUCAGCAGCUGAUUAAAUAUUUGAUUAACUAUGAAAAUGACUUUCUUAAAGAAACACUUGAAGAUAACGAGAAUAACGGAGUUGAAGAUUUGAUAAGAUGCAUCGAUGAACCAAUAUUUAUGUUAGAAUACCUGGUGGUAUUAGAAGAACCGAUUCGAAAGUUGAUUAUGACGCUAUCUGAUAAUUUAGAAACUGCGUCGAAAGGGAUGUGGAUGAACAACCUAUUACCAGAUGCUACCAUAAUUAAAUUCUUUGAUGAUUUGAGUUCACAUUUAAGACAACUAAAAGAUGCUGUUAAAAAACUCGGUGAAACUCAGUAUUCAUUUUACGAUUUACUGGUCGAAUCCUUUAAUUUAGAAAUUCAAUUAAAAAUACAUAAUGAAAAAAUAGUGGAGAAUAUUGAUGGCGGUCAAUUAUUUUUGAAUGAUAUUCUUAUAAAGUUUUUAAUCUUGGAUAUUUUUGGAGAAUUUGAUUGUAGACGUGAUUUCACAUAUUGUAAAAUUGCGUCUUUAAAUCCUCGAUUCAAGGACAUUUUUGAUGACAAUUACGCUAUUAUUGAAGAAGCCCGUGACACGAUUGAAUCGGAAUAUUUAGAAUUAUGCGAAGAAGAAACAACUCAAAAUCAACCUGAAAAUUCUGAUGAAUUUGAAAGAUAUGAAAUAUUAUCGCAGCGUAAUCAAAAUAGAUAUGAUGAUCCAGUUGAUUGGUGGCGUCAACAUAGAAAAGAAUUGCCUUUUAUGGCGAAAAUAGCGCAAAAGUAUCUUGCCAUUCCCGUGAUAAGCUAUUCAUUUGAUAGAACAUACUCUGAGCAUUGCCAAAACCUAAAGGUUUUAUUAAAUGAGUUAAAAGAUUUCGAUAUGGUACAAAAGUUUAAAUUUUUGAAAUAUAAUAUGGAAUACCUAUAUUGA